This is a messenger RNA of Ilex paraguariensis (yerba mate), 3289 nucleotides long. Lineage: Eukaryota; Viridiplantae; Streptophyta; Magnoliopsida; Aquifoliales; Aquifoliaceae. The record is from the annotation of a GenBank genome assembly.
AACAUGGGAAGACGAAGAAGAAAAGGAUGUAGUCGAUAGUAACAUCAGAUGGGCUGAUCAAGAAGCUUGCGAGAGUAGAAGCUGCUUCACUAGCAAUGCCAACUUCUAUAACAGACACAGCAAGAAGGGCAGACUCAUGAUGACGAUGAUGCGGUUGCAGCAUUUUAUCAAACACAGAGAGAGAAGGAUCAUCUCCUCCUCCUCUUUCUCCUCACAAUUGGUCCCCAUCAAUAUGUUUCUAUCAUCAUCCUUAUCAUCAUCAACCAAUAACACCCACCACCCAGUCCAACGACCAUCGAUCCCAAGUAUUCCCAAUAGUCAGUUUUACACCUCUUUCUUUUGCACACUCAUCCAACUUUACCUCCGUUGCUACCGACUCUCUGAAGCGACCAACGCAUACUUGUCCAUGCGAAACCGCGGCUUCAUUCCCGACUUACCUUCCUGGAACCGCCUUUUGUUCCAGUUUAAUGCCUCCGGCCUGGUUGAUCUGGUAACACUUUUGUACUCCGAAAUGCUCACUUGCGGAAUUGUUCCCAAUGUUGCCACUUAUAACAUUGUCAUUCAUUCUUUAUGCAAAGUUGGAAAAAUCAGUUUAGCUUUUGAAUUGCUAAGAAACAAUACUAUUGAAAUUGAUACUGUCACCUAUAAUACCGUCAUAUGGGGGUUUUGUCGAAAUGGGUUUGUGGAACGGGCUUUUGGGUUGGUGUCUGAAAUGAUUAAGAAGGGGUUUCCGAUUGAUACUUUUACUUGCAAUAUAUUAAUUAAGGGUUUUUGUGAUGUGGAUUUGUUUGAAUAUGCAAAGUGGGUUACAGGUUGUUUGGGUAAUGAUACAGGGAGUUGUCGAGAUGUUGUGGGCUUUAAUACUUUGAUUCAUGGGUAUUGUAAAGUUGGAGAAAUGAGUGGUGCUCUUCAGAUGAUGCAAAGUAUGAGGAAUGAGGGUGUCAAUCCUGACAUUGUUAGUUAUAAUACUCUGAUUGAUGGGUUUUGCGAGAUUGGGGAUUUCUAUCAUGCCAAAAGUCUUAUGGAUGAGCUUUUGGGGUCCCAAAGCAACACCAACAUCAUUGGUGAUUUCUUGGAAAUUAAUGAUGGUGGUCAAAAAAAGGAUGACGACACUGAAAAGGAGGAUAGAGUGAUUGGAGGAUUGGACAUAAAACUGAAUCUGAUUACAUAUACUACACUUAUAAGUAGGUAUAUUAAACACCAAGGGCUUGAGGAAGCACUGGGUAUAUUUGAGGAAAUGCUUGCAAAUGGGUUCUUGCCUGAUGUAGUGACUUACAGUUCUGUUAUAAAUGGUCUGUGCAAGAGUGGAAGGUUUACAGAAGCUGAAUCACUUUUCAAGGAGAUGGCAAGGAUGGGUGUGACUCCUAAUCAUGUAACCUAUUCUAUCUUUAUUGAUUCCUUUUUCAAAAUUGGGAACACAAUGGGGGCCAGUAACUUCCAAAGCCAAAUGGUAGUUCGUGGGAUUGCCUUUGAUUUAGUUGCAUUUACCACUUUGAUGGACGGGCUGUUUAAAGCUGGAAAGUCUAGUGAGGCAGAGGACAUGUUUCGAUCUAUUUUAAAGUUCAAUUUUGUUCCAAGUCACAUUACGUAUUCUGCAUUAGUCGAUGGGCGCUGCAAAGUGGGAGACAUGAAUGGCGUGGAGUCCACACUGCAAGAAAUGGAGCUGAAAAAUAUUCUUUCAAAUGUUAUUACUUAUUCUUCUGUAAUUAAUGGCUAUGUCAAAAGGGGUAUACUUGAUGCAGCUGUUAAUGUCAUGAGGAUGAUGGUGAACCGGAGUAUUAUGCCGAAUGUUUUCACUUAUGGUACCCUGAUCGAUGGCUAUUUCAAGGCUGGUAAACAAGAACUUGCUCUUGGUUUGUACAAGGAAAUGAAGUUGAGAGGAGUGGAAGAGAACAUCUUUAUAUUUGAUGCUAUAAUCAACAACUUGAAAAGAGCGGGACGGUUGGGUGAGGCUGAGGCAUUAUUUAGACAUAUGAUGUCAAGGGGAUUGUCGCCUGACCUUGUUAGCUACACUUCCCUAAUGGAUGGACUAUUCAAAGCAGGGAAGGAGUCAGCUGCUCUUAACCUGGCUCAAGAGAUGACAGAGAAAAACUUGCAGUUUGAUGUUGUUGCAUACAAUGUCUUAAUUAAUGGACUGCUGGGGCUUGGCAAAUAUGAAGUGCAAUCUAUUUAUACUGGAAUGAAACAGGUUGGUUUGUCUCCAGACCUAGUUACAUUCAACACGAUGAUCAGUGCUUGCAGCAGAGAGGGGAAAUUGGAGACUGCUCUUAUGCUUUGGAACGAAAUGAAGAGCUACAGAUUGUUGCCUAAUUCAAUCACUUUUAAUAACAUGGUAGGAGGGCUUUGUAAAGCAGGUGAGGUUGAUAAAGCGAUGGAUUUGUUGAAUGAAAUGUUGGCUGUGGGAUUUUAUCCUACCUCAGCUACUCACAGACUUGUGCUUGAUGCAGCUGCGGAUAGUAGAAGGGCUGAGACAAUUUUACUAAUGCAUAAGCGGCUUGUAGAUAUGGGACUUAAACUUAAUCAGACAGUUCACAACUCCCUUAUCACUAUAUUUUGCAAGCUAGGGAUGACUAGAAAAGCAACUUCAGUGUUAGAAGAUAUGAGAAAAGGUGGCUUUUCAGCAGACACUAACACAUAUAAUGCCCUGAUACAUGGUUAUUGCAAAAGUACCCAUUUAAAGAGGGCUUUUUCUAUGUACUUUCAAAUGUUGGCUGAUGGAGUUUCUCCUAAUAUUGUAACUUACAAUAAUCUCCUAUGGGGUCUUUCGGCUGCUGGUUUGAUGCGUGAGGCAGGUGAAUUACUUGAUCAAAUGAAGGAAAGAGGCUUUGUCCCCAAUGCUGCUACGUAUAAUAUUUUGAUUUCUGGGUAUGGAAAGAUCGGAAGCAAGAAGGAAUCUAUUAAAGUCUAUUGUGAGAUGAUAACCAAAGGCUACAUUCCCCAAACUAGUACUUAUAAUAUGCUUAUUAGUGAUUUUGCCAAGGAGGGCAAGAUGAGCCAGGCCAGAGAACUUAUGAAUGAAAUGCAAAUCAGAGGGGUGCUACCUAAUUCUUUGACUUAUGACAUCCUCAUAAGUGGCUGGUGCAAGCUGUCAAAUCAAGCAGAGGUGGAUAGGGCGUUAAAAGUCUCAUACCGGUCAGAGGCAGAAAAAUUAUUCAAAGAGAUGAAUGAAAAAGGUUUUAUCCCAUGCAAACCUACCCUCUGCUGUAUCAGUUACGCCUUUUCCAAACCAGGAAAGAAGGUUGAUGCCCGGAGGUUGUUUGAUAAAGUGUAUGCGAGAAAGAGCAUUUGA